CUGGCUACGCAUGCGCUGCACGAAGUUAGUUUUGGCAGGAUUCGAGUCGUUGGACUAUAGUUCUCUAACUCAGCAAAGUCAAAUUAGCAAUUGCAAACUGCAUGUUCUUGUGACCCUUUGUAGAGGACUAUGUAAACUGGAAAUUUUCCGGUCUGUGGCUCUGCCCUCUCUUCUGGGCAAAUGACGUAAUCUUUGCAUUUCACAUUCUUCCUAAAAAAAGGAAAAGUAGUGCGGACUACAAAAGAGUCAUGUCGGAUGGAACGAGGCAGCCACAAUAGCAACGCAGAGGAGGGGGCCAGGCUCCCGGGCCACUGCAUUCCACGCGCCUGGGACGCAGCACGCCUGGGGCGAAGGGCCCCGGGCAAGGCCCUGCUCACACUGCCCUGCGUGGCUGGACAGCUUGCCCGCGGAAGUCUUGCUGAAGAUUCUGUCCUACCUGGAUGCUGCCGCCCUGCUGUGCAUGGGAUGUGUGAACAGGCGCUUCUACCACCUGGCCAAUGACAAUCUUAUUUGGAUCAGAAUCUACUCAUCUGCCUUUUCCCCUAAAAGAUACAACUGGAGAGCCGAUUCGGUGGGGAGGAUGGCAGGGUCCAUGAGCCUGCUCUCGGUGGAGGACAGAGAGGCUGGGCACUGGAAGAGAGAGUAUGUCAUGAGGCGGAUGGCCUCCCUCAAGGCGGCUCUGGCUCAGGUCCUCAAACCCGUCAACCUCUACACGGGCCUCCCGGAGAAAACCAAGGAGGCCCUCAGAAUAUCGGGUAUCGGCUGGGUAAUCAUACUGAGAGAGAAAAGCGGAAGGGAGCACGUCCUGGAGCACGUCGACCUUCUCAUCAACGAGUCCUCGGUCACGAUCGCGUGGUACGGCAAAGCCUGGCCCUGCCUGGCUGCGCUGUCCACCUUGGACCUGUGCGGUGUGAUGCCGGUGUUCACGGACUGGCCCAAACCCCCCACCAAGAAUGGGCCUCGGUGGUGCUCCCUGGUGGCCAGGUACAGUCUGAGCGACAUAACCGACUCCGCCGUGAUUGGCUGCGACCACCUUGUUCGGCUCUGCCGCCUGGACCCGGGGCUGCUGGUGGGGCUGUGGAAGAGGAAGGAAGAGCUGGCUUUUGUCGUGGCGAAUCUUCAUGUCAGUCGCCUCGUGGAGCGGAGCACACUGGGCUCGGCCACCGUCCCCUACGAGCUGCCCCCUCACGGCGCUCUCUCGGACGACAGCCCCGGGCGUGGACUGCACGGGUACCAGCUGCACCUGGACCUGCACGGCGGUGGGGCCUUCUGCCUGUGCAGCACAUUCGGCAACCUCUUCACCGACACAGGAUGCAUUGAAAAUGGCCACGUGAAGCUCGUGGUGAUACAUCUUCAGAACAGCGUGGAGCACCUGCCUCUGGUCGGGGAAGUCGGCCUCUGCUGGAGAACCGACGUCGUCGAUGGCUGCGUGAAGAGUUGUUCUAUAAUGGACGUAACUCUUUUGGAUGAAUAUGGGAAACCCUUUUGGUGUUUCAGUUCCCCAGUUUGCAUGCGAGCGUCUCCCGGCCCCCGUGACGGUCCCGGCUCCACGGGGCCCACGUCCUGCAUCGACUACGAGGACGCGGCGGGUGCGGUGCACAUGGACCUGGCGCGGAUCGAGGAGACGGGGGAGCACUUCAUCGUUGGCCUGGAGCUGCGCCUCAGCCUGGCGAAGAUCAACCGCUGGUUCGGGACGCACUACUGACCUCUGGCAGGAGGGUGGACGGAUAUGUGUUUUAUUCUGAGUCAGCCAGAUUGGUUCUUGGUGUUGGAAGUUACAAUAAAACAGUGGUCUGCUCGAUGCCUCCUUAUUUCACAUUAGA
Artibeus jamaicensis (Jamaican fruit-eating bat) is the source of this 1823-nucleotide messenger RNA. It is a transcript of the gene FBXO15, whose product is annotated as F-box protein 15. NCBI's taxonomy places the organism in Eukaryota, Metazoa, Chordata, Mammalia, Chiroptera, Phyllostomidae. The record is from RefSeq and is a predicted model, not a curated record. Gene Ontology annotation, molecular function: protein binding. The transcript has 10 exons. Bases 461 to 1705 code for a protein of 414 amino acids.